ACUAAGGAUCUUUCCUCUUCCUCGUGUCAUAACAUGGUGGUUGACUUUGAGGAGAUCCUGAUAAUUUCAGCUACCAAUUGAACAUUUGCGUAAACUAACACGCUGAAACAAUGCCGCGCUACGAACUCGCCCUUAUCCUGAAGGCGAUGCAGAGACCAGAGACAGCAGCGGCUCUCCGGCGGACCGUGGAGACUUUAAUGGAGCAGGGCGCUGUGGUUAGAGACAUGGAGAAUCUAGGAGAGAGACUCUUGCCUUAUGCGAUGAACAAACACAACCAGAGACACCGCCGAGGAUCAUACUUUUUGAUCGACUUCUACGCAUCUCCCAGCAUCCUCACGGGCCUUUUCGAUCACUUACAUCGUGAUGUGGACGUGGUGAGACCUACAGUGCUGAAGAAGGAUACGGAGAAGUCCAAACAAACAUGUUGCGGCCCCAAUCAAUAAUUGGACGUGUUUGCAGUUCAUAUGCAGAGGAUGUGCUGUUAUAUGCUACACUGACAUCAUUUUAGUUGUUUUUUGUGAUAAUAAUAAACUUUUUAAAAAAAAUAA
Corythoichthys intestinalis (scribbled pipefish) is the source of this 548-nucleotide messenger RNA. It is a transcript of the gene mrps6, whose product is annotated as mitochondrial ribosomal protein S6. The transcript has 2 exons. The record is from RefSeq and is a predicted model, not a curated record. Gene Ontology annotation, cellular component: ribosome; mitochondrial small ribosomal subunit. Lineage: Eukaryota; Metazoa; Chordata; Actinopteri; Syngnathiformes; Syngnathidae. Gene Ontology annotation, biological process: translation. Gene Ontology annotation, molecular function: small ribosomal subunit rRNA binding; structural constituent of ribosome. Bases 111 to 443 code for a protein of 110 amino acids.